UCGGCUUUGCUUUCGUGUGUCUGUCAAGUCAAAAGAGGAAAGCAACUUCGUAAGCUGGAAGAGGAAAACUUUCAUUUUUUCCUGGUUUGCUAACGAAAUUUCGCACUUUUGUGGAAGAUUUAUAGUCCCGGAUACGGCCACCGUUUGCCCGUUUAGUGUCCUACAGUAGGAAUCAACAUCCAUCGUCAAAAUGAAACGAUUUCUGUUUGGUUUUCUGUUGCUGUUGAUCGUCGUUCUGCAGACGGAGGCAAUCAUGUUCCGCCUGGCACCAAAUAUGCAAAAGUGUCUAAAGGAUGAUAUGCAAGGCAAUCAGAUAGUGGCCGGCGAGUACGAAGUCACCGGUGCACCGGGACAAAAAAUCAACUAUGUGGUUCGAGAUAGUAAAGGCCACAUAAUGUCUCAGAAGGAAGACAUUAGUAAAGGGAAAUUCACAUUCACGUCGGAGAUGUACGACACAUUUGAAAUUUGCUUCAUUUCCCAGGUUCCGCCAACGCAUCGUGGCAUUGAACAGGACGUCGCCCUAGAUAUCAAGAAGGGUAUUGAAACUAAGAGCUACGAAGGUAUUGGCGAAGCCGCAAAACUGAAACCCCUCGAAGUUGAUCUCAAGCGUUUGGAGGACCUGUCCGAUGCCAUCGUGCAGGACUUUGCCCUGAUGCGAAAGCGCGAAGAAGAGAUGCGUGACACCAACGAGAGUACCAACAGUCGUGUGUUGUUCUUCAGCAUCUUUAGUAUGUGCUGCCUGCUCGGUUUGGCCACGUGGCAGGUUCUGUACCUGAGAAGGUACUUCAUCGCCAAGAAGCUUAUCUAAACUAAACUAACGAAUUCAUGGUUCGGGAAUGUGUGCGAUGUGUGAGCGGCUGGAUGAACGCGUGAAUGUGCGUUAGAACCCCAAAAAGGGUGCAAUUUAGUAAAAAAGGAAGGAGCGUGUCUUAGAACGCAGGCAGAGGAUCCAAUUUCGUUUCGAGUCUUCUAUGUUCCGGUUAUAACAAUUAGUUGACUACCAGCCUUGCGUGAACCCCGCAGUUUUCAAUUAUCACGACCGGUGAAAAGUCUAAAUUUCUUAUCUUACAAACCGUAUUACGUUAAAAUCCAUAGAAUUUUCUUCAAGAGAAAUGUUUUGUGGAAUCCUGUUUUAUUGUCCAGCAAGCAACAGAGAGUAGCUUUUCGGAAAAUAUUGAAUAUGUAAGCUCAAAUCUGAUAAUUUAGUGGUUUCUUUGUUUUUGGUUGCAUAAACAGGUUUUAUAGUUUAUAAUGCAAACAUCGACUUGGUAGGUUUGACGCAUUGAAAUAAAUGAACUUAAAUUACGGUGAA
Molecule: messenger RNA, 1312 nt
Organism: Ochlerotatus camptorhynchus
Lineage: Eukaryota; Metazoa; Arthropoda; Insecta; Diptera; Culicidae
Gene: bai
Product: Transmembrane emp24 domain-containing protein bai
Exons: 5
Coding region: 191-808 (205 amino acids)
Biological process (GO): Golgi organization; intracellular protein transport; endoplasmic reticulum to Golgi vesicle-mediated transport
Cellular component (GO): endoplasmic reticulum; COPII-coated ER to Golgi transport vesicle; endoplasmic reticulum-Golgi intermediate compartment
Source: RefSeq, a predicted model, not a curated record